AUGAGCCCAGUUGUGGUUCGUCAAUCAGCGGCUCGACGAUGUGCAGAAGGAGGUUCGCCGGACAAGAGGGGAGUUUGGGGAGGACAUACGCAGGGGAUCCCUGUUUACGCCCGUGAUACAGGACCAUACAGUCCCUCGAACUUCCGACUCCCCUCCCUGGAUGCUUACGACGGCUCCUCCGACCCGUCUGACCAUGUAGCCGCUUUUCGUGCCCAGAUGGUGCUAUACGGGACCUUUGACGCUCUGAUGUGCAGAGUGUUUCCCACCACUAUGAAGGGCCCGGCCCGCACAUGGUACAACGGCUUGGAAACCAGGGCGAUCGCUUCAUUCGACCAACUCGUCAAGGACUUCGAGCUCCAAUUCGUGGCCUAUUCGCGGCUGAAGCCUUCGGUGGCGCUCCUCCUCAGACUCAACCAAAGGGAGGACGAACCCCUCUCCCUUUAUAUGAAUCAUUUCGCAAAAAGAAUCCGGGAAUUAUCGGACGCUCACCCUUCUCUGUUAAUGCAGGCGUUUAUGAUAGGCUUGCGCCCCUCCAGGUUUUUUUGGUCCCUCGUAGAGCGGCCCCCCGUUACGGUGCCCGAGAUGCUCCAACGCGCGAACCAGUUCGUUGCGGCCGAAGCCUGGAUGGCUGGGAAGCGAGAAGAGCACAAGAGGGAAAGCCCGGAGUCGGCUCGGGGACAACAGCCUCCCGCAACAAGGCGCAAGCUGAACCGGCCUGAUCCACCUGCACUAAGGCCUCCCAUACCCUCUUCGGGUGCGACCCGAAUGGAGAUAUUUUUCCAAAUAAAGGAAAAAGGGCUGCUCAAGGCUCCCGUCCCGAUGAAGAGCCCGCGGGAGUUAGCCGACCAGUCCAAGUAUUGUCGCUUCCACCGACAAAACGGACACGAUACUGAAGAAUGCCGCGAGCUGAAGUGGCAAAUCCAGGAGCUCACCCGCAGAUGA
Musa acuminata AAA Group (dessert banana) is the source of this 942-nucleotide messenger RNA. RefSeq lists its product as uncharacterized. The transcript has a single exon. Lineage: Eukaryota; Viridiplantae; Streptophyta; Magnoliopsida; Zingiberales; Musaceae. Bases 1 to 942 code for a protein of 313 amino acids. The record is from RefSeq and is a predicted model, not a curated record.